GAGUUACAAAAGUCCAAAGAUCUCUGAAAGACAUUCAUAUCCAAUACUAAGUCCGCUCGGGGCAUAUUUCACCAUAGGGCAUAUAUAUGCUUUAACAGAUUUGUGGUCAAUUUCGUCUUAUAAUCAUGGCUGUCCAUAAGAAAGAAAUCAAUAGCGUUUUCAUCAUAUUGACAGUAUAUCUGCAUCUAACCAGCGGGGAGUUCUCGUACCCUGAUGUCUUCGACGAUCCUGAACGCGACACUUUAAUCUCUGGGCAGUUUCCGGAUGGCUUUGCCUGGGGUUCGGCCACCUCCGCCUAUCAGGUCGAAGGAGGUUGGAACGAGGACGGCAAAGGCGAGAGCAUCUGGGAUACCUUCUCUCACGAAGGCCGGAUCUAUAAUAACCAAACCGGCGACGUCGCCUGCGACAGUUACCAUAAGUACACCGAAGACGUCCAGCUGGUUAAAGCCAUCGGACUGACCCAUUACCGCUUCUCCAUCUCGUGGCCAAGGAUCUUGCCCCAGGGCACGCUUGCUGGCGGCAUUAACCAGGCUGGCUUAGAUUACUAUACCGAUCUGAUCGACGAGCUCAUUGCCAACGACAUCGAACCCGUGGUCACCCUCUACCACUGGGACCUUCCUCAGGUACUCCAGGAUGAUUACGGUGGAUGGGAGAAUGACACUCUGGCCGACUUGUUCAACGACUAUGCCAAUUUGUGCUUCGCUGAAUAUGCUUCUAAGGUUAAUAUCUGGAUUACGUUCAACGAACCCUAUGUGGUGACAUGGCUCGGUUAUGGGAUAGGCGUCUUCGCCCCUGGUAUAGUCAGCCCUGGAUACGCUCCAUACCGUGCAGCCCAUACUAUCAUCAAGGCCCAUGCAAAAGCAUACAACACCUACAAAAAUAACUACUUUUCUCAAUAUGGUGGCAAGGUCUCCAUCACCCUUAGUACCGACUUUGGACAACCAAAAGACCCUGAGAAUGAAGAGGACAUCGGAGCUGCUGUAAGAUACAUGCAGUUCACAGCAGGAUGGUUCGCGCACCCAAUAUUGAAGAACGGUGACUAUCCAGAUGUGAUGAAGUGGCAGGUCGGUAACAAGAGUCAGGAGCAAGGUCUUCCCGAGUCUCGUCUUCCAGAGUUCACUGAGGAGGAGAAACAGUACAUCAAGGGUACAGGAGACUUCUUUGGGCUGAACAGCUACACUACGACCGUGUGCAAACAUAAAGUUACAUCAGGAGAUCCCAAUUAUGAGGGUGACCAGGAUGUGGAGCGAAACCAACCGGAAAAUUGGCCGACGUCUGCUUCUGAAUGGCUCCGACCAGUUCCUUGGGGUUUGAGAGGUCUCCUAAACUGGGUCAAGAAUGAGUAUGAUGAUAUCGACAUCUACAUCACUGAGAAUGGUGUUUCUACCCCGGAUGAGUUCAACCUUGAAGACGAUGCAAGGGUCACAUUCUACCAAGCUUACCUUAAUGAAGCCCUUAAAGCUCAAAUGUAUGAUGGUGUGAACCUCGUUGGCUAUUUUGCUUGGUCACUCAUGGACAACUUUGAGUGGACUUCCGGUUACAGUCAGCGCUUCGGACUUCAUUACGUUGAUUUUGAGGAUCCUGAUCGACGCCGAACGCAGAAAAAAUCUGCAGAGUGGCUGACAGGAAUCGUAGCGUACAAUGGAUUUUCAUCAGCGCAACACCUUCAAGCUACACCGCUCGUCAUCUGUCUUUCUGCCUUGAUUUAUAAAUUGUUUUUGUGAUAAUUUUAA
Molecule: messenger RNA, 1733 nt
Organism: Lytechinus pictus (painted urchin)
Lineage: Eukaryota; Metazoa; Echinodermata; Echinoidea; Temnopleuroida; Toxopneustidae
Product: lactase/phlorizin hydrolase-like
Exons: 5
Coding region: 126-1724 (532 amino acids)
Biological process (GO): carbohydrate metabolic process
Molecular function (GO): beta-glucosidase activity
Source: RefSeq, a predicted model, not a curated record